Molecule: messenger RNA, 576 nt
Organism: Melanotaenia boesemani (Boeseman's rainbowfish)
Lineage: Eukaryota; Metazoa; Chordata; Actinopteri; Atheriniformes; Melanotaeniidae
Product: hippocalcin-like protein 4
Exons: 3
Coding region: 1-576 (191 amino acids)
Molecular function (GO): calcium ion binding
Source: RefSeq, a predicted model, not a curated record
AUGGGGAAACACAACAGCAAGCUAGCUCCCGAGGUCCUGGAUGACCUGACGAAGAACACUGAAUUCAACGAGGCAGAGCUGAAGCAGUGGUACAAGGGCUUCCUCAAAGACUGUCCCUCUGGUAUUCUUAACCUGGAAGAGUUUCAGCAGCUCUAUGUCAAGUUUUUCCCCUAUGGCGAUGCCUCCAAGUUUGCUCAGCACGCAUUUCGAACAUUCGACAAAAACGGCGACGGGACCAUCGACUUCAGGGAGUUCAUCUGCGCCCUGUCCAUCACCUCCAGGGGCAGCUUUGAGCAGAAACUCAACUGGGCUUUCAACAUGUAUGAUCUGGAUGGAGAUGGGAAAAUCACACGCAUGGAGAUGCUGGAGAUCAUCGAGGCCAUCUACAAGAUGGUGGGUACUGUUAUCAUGAUGCGUAUGAAUGAGGACGGGCUGACCCCUCAGCAGCGCGUGGACAAGAUCUUCUCCAAGAUGGACAAGGACCACAAUGAUGAGAUCACCUUGGAGGAGUUUAAAGAAGCUGCCAAGUCUGACCCUUCCAUCGUCCUACUGCUGCAGUGUGACAUGCAGAAGUAG